CUGUUCGAGCCAUAAAAUCCGUCCAACGAACAUACCAAUGAGUGACGAUACAGAAAGAGUAAGCGUCCACGGCCGGAUUUUUCAGAAGAUAUCGCUAGACGAGAAAAUCUAUUUCGCCCCGGUGGCCAUCGACGACCGCGAGGAGAGCAGACUGACUGCCCAACAUGAUCUCAUGUCCAGGCUCUUGGGGAACAGGUUGUUUUCCAACCGGAUACCAGUAACAGAACCUCAGUCGAUACUGGAAUGCGGUUAUGGGGGAGGUGAUUGGGCCGUCCAGUGUGCGGAUGAAUUUGAGGACUGCGAGGUUACCGCUAUUGAUAUAUUUCCCAUGCAGGUUUCAGACCAACCCGAGAAUUUAGAACUGAUCGGCCACAAUCUUAACGAUCCACUCCGCGACCCCGACAUUUUCAAAGCAAAUCAAUAUGACUUGAUCCACUCCCGAUUUGUAUUUCCGGGGAUAAAAACGGAGAGAUGGCCUAGGUACAUCAGAGACGUGAAGCUGCUGCUACGACCAGGAGGAUGGGUCCAAGUCAUGGAGUAUCUCCCCAUCAUCCAGUCUCAUAACGGGCGUCUCACAGAGGAUUCUGCAGUCAGGAGGUGGUGGCAGUCGUACCAGGCUGCAAUGACGAGGAUGGAUAGAGAUCCAAGGAUAGGUCGUCGCUUGUCUCAACUGCUUGUUGAAAACAGAUACCGCGACGUAGCAGUCGAUAUCUUGCAGCUCCACAUCGGUGGCUGGCCGGCAGGUAGGAUCGUCUCUUUUAAUCUGCCACGGUCUCGUGGAUGCCACCGCCAUGGGCGAGCCAUGGUGUAGAAGCAGUGUUGUACCAGCGUGAGGAGAUGUUGACAUUUUGAACAGACCCAGCCAAGGCCAAUAUGGGAGAAGAGGCUAUCGAUGUAGGUUAUGGCGCUUGAUAACAGUAAGAAGGUCCAAGGUACUGACUAUGGCCAUCUGGGUGCAGGUAAUUGGCGAUCUCCUUGAGUCGAUUGGACUUUGGCCAUUCACUGCAGAGCUUGGUUGGACGGCUGCACAGUUUGACCAUCUCAUGGGAGAAGUUCGCGAAGAGCUUGAGAAUGUUGAGUUGAAGCUAUACAUGGAAAUGUAUGUAGCGGCGCAAGAUUGAG
This is a messenger RNA of Bipolaris sorokiniana ND90Pr, 1122 nucleotides long. RefSeq lists its product as uncharacterized. The record is from RefSeq and is a predicted model, not a curated record. Gene Ontology annotation, molecular function: methyltransferase activity. NCBI's taxonomy places the organism in Eukaryota, Fungi, Ascomycota, Dothideomycetes, Pleosporales, Pleosporaceae. The transcript has 3 exons. The coding region runs from base 38 to 811 and encodes 257 amino acids.